CACCGUGCAGCCAUCGGUUUAGUCGACAAUUGGAUACCGCACAGGUAGGGCACAGUUUGAGCGAACAGUUCUCGCUUAGGGGAGUGUGAAAACCACGUGUAAAGCAGUGAACAUUAUCUUACCCAGUGCGGAAGCAACGAGAGACUGCAGCUAAGAAAAUGGCAAAGACACCAGCGGUCGGUAUAGAUCUUGGCACGACCUACUCGUGCGUCGGUGUGUUCCAGCAUGGCAAGGUGGACAUUAUUGCCAAUGAUCAGGGCAACCGGACGACCCCAUCCUAUGUGGCAUUCACCGAUUCGGAACGGUUGAUUGGGGAUGCUGCCAAGAACCAGGUGGCCAUGAAUCCGAACAACACCAUCUUUGAUGCAAAACGUCUGAUCGGCCGUAAAUUUGACGACGCAACGGUGCAGAGCGAUAUGAAGCAUUGGCCGUUUGAUGUCAUCAGUGACGGUGGCAAACCGAAGCUGAGGGUAGAGUACAAGGGCGAGAAGAAGUCCUUCUUCCCGGAGGAAGUGUCCUCGAUGGUGCUGACCAAGAUGAAGGAAACGGCCGAGGCUUAUCUGGGUAAGAGCAUCGCCAACGCGGUCAUCACGGUACCGGCGUACUUCAACGACUCCCAGCGUCAGGCCACGAAGGAUGCCGGUGCGAUCGCCGGUUUGAACGUGCUGCGCAUCAUUAACGAACCGACGGCGGCGGCCAUUGCGUACGGGUUGGACAAGAAGGGUUCCGGCGAGCGCAAUGUGCUGAUCUUCGAUCUUGGCGGUGGUACGUUCGACGUAUCGAUCCUCACCAUUGAGGAUGGCAUUUUUGAGGUCAAGUCGACGGCCGGCGACACUCACCUUGGCGGUGAGGACUUUGACAACCGCAUGGUGUCCCACUUUGUCGAGGAGUUCAAGCGCAAGCACAAGAAGGAUAUAACGAGCAACAAGCGUGCGCUGCGCCGGUUGCGCACGGCUUGCGAGAGGGCAAAGCGUACGCUGUCCGCCUCUACGCAGGCAAGCAUUGAGAUUGACUCGUUGUUUGAGGGUAUUGAUUUCUACACCUCCAUCACGCGGGCUCGAUUUGAGGAGCUGAACUCGGAUCUGUUCCGCGACACGAUGGAACCGGUAGCGAAGGCGCUGCGCGAUGCCAAGAUGGAUAAGGCGAGCAUUCACGAUAUCGUUCUCGUCGGUGGAUCGACUCGCAUUCCCAAGGUGCAGAAGCUGCUGCAGGAUUUCUUCAACGGCAAGGAGCUGAACAAGUCGAUCAAUCCGGACGAAGCCGUUGCGUACGGUGCGGCCGUGCAGGCCGCCAUUCUGCAGGGCGACACGUCGGAAGCGGUGCAGGAUCUGCUGCUGUUGGAUGUGACGCCACUGUCGCUGGGCAUUGAAACCGCGGGCGGUGUAAUGACGGUGCUGAUCAAGCGCAACACCACCAUUCCGACGAAGCAGACGCAAACAUUUACGACCUACUCGGACAACCAGCCCGGUGUGCUGAUCCAGGUGUUUGAGGGUGAGCGGGCGAUGACGAAGGAUAACAAUCUGCUCGGCAAGUUCGAACUGAGCGGUAUACCGCCGGCACCGCGCGGUGUGCCCCAGAUCGAGGUGACGUUCGAUAUCGACGCGAACGGCAUCAUGAACGUGUCGGCUAUCGAGAAGUCGACCAACAAGGAGAACCGCAUCACGAUCACGAACGACAAGGGCCGGCUCAGCAAGGAAGACAUCGACCGGAUGGUAAACGAGGCGGAAAAGUUCCGCACCGAGGACGAGAAGCAGCGGGAAAAGAUCACCGCGAAGAACUCGCUGGAAGCGUACUGCUUCAACAUGAAGUCGACGAUGGAGGAUGCGAACAUUAAGGAUAAGAUACCGGACGCGGACAAAACGCUCGUCAUGGACAAGUGCAAUGCGACCAUUGCCUGGCUGGAUGGUAACCAAACUGCCGAGAAGGAGGAGUUCGAGCACAAGCAGAAGGAGCUGGAAGCCGUCUGCAAUCCCAUCAUCCAGAAGCUGUACCAGGGUGCGGGUGGCAUGCCGGGUGCGGGUGGUAUGCCGGGUGCGGGUGGUAUGCCGGGUGCCGGUGCGCCACCACCAACUUCCGGCGCCGGUCCGACGAUAGAGGAAGUGGACUAAGUGCACACUAAGACUGGACAAUAAAUUGGUGGAGAGGUUUUUGGGAGUUUGGGGUGGCCCUGGUGGUGUGAUGGUAGUGGCACCGGUCUUAUAGGACCGGUCUAAAAUCCCUUCCGGGCCAAACCCUCCCGUACGCAGGACUGACUAUCCAGAAAGCCAGAAAUGGCAGGCCUGGACACCUCUUGAGGUUGUUGUGCCCAUAAAGAGAGAGUGGGAGAGAGAAAGAUUGUUUCUAAUAAAAUCAAAACCACAAAAGAAAAUGGUGAAAACUGUUAAACAAAAAAAUCUUUUUAUUCAUUCCUUUUUUGUUUUUUUGUUAUAUCCGAUUUCGACAACAAUUACUGCAUUUACUCGCUAUGUUUUCCUGUUUGGUGAGGAGUUGUGUUUUUUUUUUUUCUUUAGGUUUGCUACUCCAUUGUUUCGGGGGA
Messenger RNA from Anopheles moucheti, 2536 nucleotides. RefSeq names its product heat shock 70 kDa protein cognate 4-like. The transcript is spliced from 3 exons. Gene Ontology annotation, biological process: protein refolding; cellular response to unfolded protein; vesicle-mediated transport. The record is from RefSeq and is a predicted model, not a curated record. The coding region runs from base 159 to 2108 and encodes 649 amino acids. NCBI's taxonomy places the organism in Eukaryota, Metazoa, Arthropoda, Insecta, Diptera, Culicidae. Gene Ontology annotation, molecular function: misfolded protein binding; ATP binding; ATP-dependent protein folding chaperone. Gene Ontology annotation, cellular component: cytoplasm; cytosol; plasma membrane.